AUGCAAUUCUCGUACCUCCGUAAAUCGACUUUGCUGGGUACAAUUCGACCCCAACGUGUCCAUUACCUUGAGCGUCUUGGGGUGAUCGGGGAUUCAUUAGCAUUUCAAGCGGAUUAUUUUGAGAAGACUUCCGUGGGCCAGACUUUCGAAAUCAAGUUACUCGGCAAGGUUGGGUAUUUUACCAAAGAUCCCAAGAAUCUCGAGGCGAUGCUAUCGACUCGAUUUGAAGAUUGGGGUCUUGGAUCACGACGUCCCGGUCUUUUCCCCAUGAUCGGAGAGAGCAUUUUUACUCAGGAAUCAGGAUGGGCAGACUUGGAAACAUUCUCGAGAGCUACUGUGUCCCCAGUUUGUGCGAAUACAAUACCAAGAUGUGAAGUCUUUGAUGGGCCUGUCAAUGGCCUACUAGCCUGGUCUCUCCUCCUCUAA
Molecule: messenger RNA, 426 nt
Organism: Amorphotheca resinae ATCC 22711
Lineage: Eukaryota; Fungi; Ascomycota; Leotiomycetes; Helotiales; Amorphothecaceae
Exons: 2
Coding region: 1-426 (141 amino acids)
Source: RefSeq, a predicted model, not a curated record